UGAAGUCAGUGUGUUGACCAAGCCCUGGUGCGGCCCUUAAACAGAGGAAGUGUCUUACUUAAAGGAUUUUGUUUUUUAACGUGUUUUUAUCAAAUUUCAUGAUACUCAGUGGAUUUGCUCAGAAAGAUGGCGCUGAAGGAUAUGUCAGUGGUAGCACUCUUCAUAUUUCUUGGGAUACUGGGUUCCACCAAUGGACAGCAAAACUGUCAAUCCUGCUACCAGCUGGACCUGAGUGCCAUAGUCGGGAUCAUUGUCGGUGACAUACUCCUCACUGUUCUCAUUGCACUUUCUGUCUUCUACUUCACCAGCCGUCUGAAUAAAAGUCGCUUGGAGGCUAUCAAAGCUCAAGGGGGCCUCAAACUUAAAGAAAAAGAGGAUAAAGAUGAAUCACCUUACCAGGAACUACAAGGAGCCAGAAGUGACAUAUAUAGUGACUUAAAGCUUGAAGCCAAAUAAGCAAAAGUACAAGAACAUCCAGAAAAUAUGUAAUUCUAAAGAACAUCUGUAAACUGCACAUCAGAGACCACUUUUUGUAAAUAGUAUGUGCAUUUCUAAAUCUUUUUGGUUGUUUUGUAUUAUAGAGUGCCUUAGACAGAUAUGUAAAUGUAUAGAAUCCUACUAUUCAUUCAUUGGCAAAACUAUCAUACAGCCGUUGCUAUGAAUGUGCUUUUGUUUUAUUUUUCUUUGUGUUUUUGAGUUGUUAGCUGUUGCUGUCUGCAGUUAAAUUAUACCUCAGGAAAUAUAUUUUAAUUAAUUAACUAUACAAAAAUAUAACAAGGGAUAAGACAAAAAUCACAAAAAAUAGGAUAAAUAAAAAUGUGUUUUAAAUAUUUUAAACAGGUGAAUUUGCAAGGUAAGACAUACUCCAACAGUUACAUGCAAUACAAUAGAUGUAAAGUGUUGUAUAGCAUUAGGAAGGUAAUGCUGCAUUUUUGGCACCAUCCUGAUUAGAACCCAAAAUAUUUAUGAAAAGCACACUACAAUAUGAACUAUUCUGUGUAUAAGACUGAAAUGUGUAAAGUCAAAGGGGUGUAGGAUGGGGACUCAUAUGCAAUAAAUGUAAUGAAUUUCCUGUUUCAUUAUAUGUUUAUUUUGCUUCUGUUUUUUUACAACAAAGUGCAUCC
Messenger RNA from Erpetoichthys calabaricus (reedfish), 1124 nucleotides. RefSeq names its product transmembrane immune signaling adaptor TYROBP (gene tyrobp). Gene Ontology annotation, biological process: negative regulation of B cell proliferation; neutrophil activation involved in immune response; positive regulation of natural killer cell activation. The record is from RefSeq and is a predicted model, not a curated record. Lineage: Eukaryota; Metazoa; Chordata; Cladistia; Polypteriformes; Polypteridae. Gene Ontology annotation, molecular function: signaling receptor binding. Gene Ontology annotation, cellular component: cell surface. The coding region runs from base 127 to 456 and encodes 109 amino acids. The transcript has 5 exons.